Molecule: messenger RNA, 704 nt
Organism: Trichoderma asperellum CBS 433.97
Lineage: Eukaryota; Fungi; Ascomycota; Sordariomycetes; Hypocreales; Hypocreaceae
Biological process (GO): protein acetylation
Molecular function (GO): N-acetyltransferase activity
Source: RefSeq, a predicted model, not a curated record
UCAAAUUCCUCAUUUCGUACAAACAGCGAUCCUGGUGAUCCCAAUUGCUCAAACACGCACACAACAAACAAAAUGGCAACUGUUCGACACGCAAGGCGCGAGGAUGCGAAAACCAUCCUAGACUUUAUCCAGGAGCUUGCCGACUAUGAGAAAGAAUCCGACGCUGUGCAGGCCACCGUUGAGACUCUGCAAAACACGAUUGCGUUUGCGCCAGCAGACGUAGUCAGCCCCCAAAACCACCUGCCCGUGACCGAGCCCAUCACAGCUACUCGUCCCGCACGAUGCCUCCUCCUCAUCGACGAACAAGGCAAGACCGUAGGAAUGGCACUUUAUUUCUACAACUAUAGUACAUGGCGAUCCAAGGCCGGCAUCUACCUGGAAGAUCUCUAUGUCUCUCAAUCAGAGCGCAACAAGGGAUACGGCAAGAUCCUGCUGUCUGCGCUGGCCAAGGAGGUUCUUGCUAUGGACGGUGGUCGUCUGGAUUGGUCUGUGCUGAAGUGGAACGAGCCCAGCAUCAAGUUCUAUGAGAUCAUUGGAGCUACCCCAAUGAGCGAGUGGGUAGGUAUGCGUAUGGAUGGUCCGGAGGCGCUGGGCAAGCUUGCUAAGCUUGCCUAAAAUAUUUAUAUAUACAUCCAUAUGUCCCCAUAGAAGUAUAUAAAAAGGGACGGAAAAAAAAUAUGAUAAUGAUAUCUUUCACGACGAUG